CGACCCGAUCGCGCGCGCGCGCGCGGAAUACGAACGCGCAUAAAAAUGGUCCUCAAGCGCAUGUUCAGCCGCGGUUCGCUCGGCGAUCUCAACGAGCGUCGAGCGAAGAAACGCUCGCGAACGAACCCCAAGGACCUGCGCGCGCCCGGACGUAAAUUCGUCAUCGUCACCACCGCCGCGCUGCCGUGGAUGACGGGGACGAGCGUUAAUCCGUUGCUCCGAGCGGUGUAUCUGGCGAACGGAGACACCACGCGCGAGGUGACGCUCUUAGUACCGUGGUUGGCGAGAAAGGAUCAGAGGAUCGUCUACCCAAAGCGCGUCGAGUUCAAGACGCCGAGCGAACAAGAGGCGUACAUCAUGGACUGGACCAAAAAACGCGUGGGAUUCGCGCCAAAAAUUUUGAUCGCGUGGUAUCCGGGAAGGUACGCGACGGACAAGGGAAGCAUCGUGCCCGUGGGGGAUAUCACGUUGCGCGUGCCGAAGGCGAGCAGAGACGUGGCGAUACUCGAGGAGCCGGAGCAUUUGUGCUGGUAUCACCCCGGAGCGCGGUGGACGUCGCGGUUUAAGCAUGUGGUUGGAAUCAUUCACACAAAUUACUUGGAAUACGCGCGACGAGAGGAGGAUGGUGAACGUAAGGAGCAGAUACUGCGUUGGAUUAAUCAUUUGACGGCGCGAUGCCACACACACAAGGUCAUCAAAUUGUCGGACGCGGUACAAGAGUUUGCGCGGUCGAUCACGCAAAACGUGCACGGUGUGUCAAAUGGAUUCAUCGAUGCUGGUAGAGAGAAGGCGAAACGAAUCAAGAAGGAAGGCAGCGGGGCGUUUAGUCGCGGGGCGUAUUUCAUCGGAAAGUGCGUUUGGGCGAAAGGAUACUCAGAGUUGAUGCACGUGGUGGGCGAUUUCAACGAAAAGUACGCUAAAAGUGCAAAAGAACGCUUGGAAAUGGACGUAUACGGUGAUGGUGAUGAUUUUGCCGACGUGAAAGCAGCUGUAGCUGAGAAGGCUCUGCCGCUGAGCUUGCUCGGUCGUCUGGAUCACGCGAAUGAGAAAAUUCUCGAUUACAAGGUAUUCAUUAAUCCAUCACUGUCUGACGUCGUCGCGACGACGUCCGCGGAGGCGUUGGCGAUGGGCAAAUUCGUCGUGUGCGCAGAACAUCCGAGCAACGCGUUCUUUGCCACGUUUCCAAAUUGUCGCACGUAUUCCAAUAUGGAUGAGUUUGCAAAGUGCAUUAGAGAAGUCACAACGUCGACGCCAAAACCGAUGACGGAUGAUGAAAUCCAUCGUUUAACGUGGGAAGCAGCGACAGAACGUUUGUUAGACGCCGCU
Messenger RNA from Ostreococcus lucimarinus CCE9901, 1326 nucleotides. RefSeq lists its product with no specific name. Gene Ontology annotation, molecular function: digalactosyldiacylglycerol synthase activity. Gene Ontology annotation, cellular component: chloroplast outer membrane. Gene Ontology annotation, biological process: galactolipid biosynthetic process. The record is from RefSeq and is a predicted model, not a curated record. NCBI's taxonomy places the organism in Eukaryota, Viridiplantae, Chlorophyta, Mamiellophyceae, Mamiellales, Bathycoccaceae. The transcript has a single exon. The annotation marks the transcript as partial.